Messenger RNA from Rotaria sp. Silwood2, 621 nucleotides. The record is from the annotation of a GenBank genome assembly. Lineage: Eukaryota; Metazoa; Rotifera; Eurotatoria; Philodinida; Philodinidae.
AUGGCUUAUUCAUCAAGAAUGAGAGAUGUAAAUGAUCAAAAUGAAGCUCAACAACAGUAUCCAACUAUUUCAAGACUUGUCAAACCAUCGAAUGAUUCUAAUACAGCUGGUAGACCAACUACGGAAAGUCCUUAUACAAGUCGAAGACCCAACGAUAAUCGAUAUUCAUCGGAGUCAAUAGGAACCAAAGAUAGUGCUUAUGAAAGUACAAGACGAAGUGAUGCUGAUCAAUAUUCAAUUAAACAAAUCGUUCCUACUGGUAAUCGUCAAGAUAUCAAUCGACCAACUAGCAAUUAUGAAUCUUCAAAACAAAUACCAACAGCUCAUGUUACUGUUGAUCCAAUUCGUCGUCCAAGUCAUGGUAAUGCACGUUCAUGUGUUAUGGAUAUCAAUAUAAUCGUUAGUUUCGGUGGUGAUCGAACUGCUCAAGGAUCAUAUGUAACAAAAACUUAUACGACAAAACCACCAGCUAUUCGUUCGACAGCAACAAUUGAUGAUGUUCAUUAUGUGGACUUACGUUUUCAAACACCACAAAAUACGGCUCAACUUCAAACGGAUGGUAUUUUACGUUCUUCACCAUCGCAAAAUUCAACUGGUUUUUCGAGAGAAAAUGCCUAUUAA